GAGCAGCUCCCAGCCGGAGCACAGGGAGGCCCGGAGGCCUCCAAUGGCUGUCAAGUCCAGGCGAGGUUUAAGAGGCUCCAUCGAUGACGUGCUGGGCGACCUCCUCGGCUAUGACGAUGAAACCCCAGCUAAACCUGCCAGAGCUUCCCAGGCGGCCGGGGGCAGCGGUGGCAGAGCCCGGGGCACCAGCUACCCAGCCAACAAGAAGUCCUUGCUGGAGGAGGAUUUCUUCAGCAAACUCCCUGCCGAGGACAUUGAAGCUGUGGAGGAGUCUGAUGUCUCAGACGCCGACCCGCAGGCUGUGCUGCAGACCCUGAAGGACAUGGACGACAUGGAAGCAGAUCUCCUGGGAAUAUCAAAACCCCGUUCAGCGCUGGGAGAAAUGACUGUGAAAGACCCUGAGAAGCGUGACCCUGCAGGAGGAACAGGAAAUCCUGCAGGGAAGUUGCCAGCUCCUAAGAAAGAGGAUUCUGCGCCUGUGAUGGAGAAGAAGCCACUCUCGCCUCCCCCUGCUCCCCGGCCCUACAAGAAAUUUAACUUUGAAGAUUUGGAUGAUCCUUUGGCAGGACUUUUAUCUGAUGAGGAACAAGAUGCUCCCAAGAAGCCUACCCCAUCCAGCACUGAAAACAGCUCCGUGAAAAAGCCAGAUCUGAGCAAAGAGAAAGAGGCCCCGGCCCCGCAGCCCCGGCUCGCCGCGGGCCCCGCGCGCAGGAGGGAGGAGCUCAGCUUUGAGGACGACGGCGAUGACCUGAUGGAUGCGCUGGGAUUCGGUGACAGCCSGAAAGGAGACACGAGGCAGGAGAGGAAGGGAGACAAGGAUGAGGUCCGUCCAGCCCGCUCCAAGCUGGACGAGUUACUGGGACGGGGCUCCGCAGCCAAAGCCUUGGAACGGCCAGGCCCAGCAGAGCGCAGGGAGUUCAAGCUGGAUGCAAAAUACCAAAAGCAGCCAGAGAAGGAUGAGCCAGAGGAUGAGGAGGAUUUCGUCUUCGGUGCAUACCAGCCCUCGGUGGCCUCAGCACCAGAGGGGAGGCCACCACAGCRGCAGCCGGCGAGCAGGUUUUCAUCWGAGGGCAGCCAUGAAUCGAAGGUGGAUGCCCCCACCAACCCGCCUCCUGCAGCUGGCAGGAGCCCCACACGGGGCAGCAGGGCUGGCGGCGACUGGCUGGGCCUGAAAGAUGAGGAUUUUCUGGACUCAGACCCGCCAUCUCCAGAGCAGACCUGUGCCGUGGGGAGCUGCCCRAACACAGCCGGGCAACCCAACUCUGCCGGGCAACUCCCAGCCACGGAGCAGCCCGCGGGCAAAGCCAACCUGCCGGAGGAGGAGAACUGGCUGAGCGCUGCCUUGGCACGCAAGAGAGCCCAAGCACAGGUGAAGGAGAGAGGGACUGAGCCCUUGGAGACCCCAGGCCAAGGGCUGGAUCCCCCCUCAGCCACCAGGCACCCCGUCCCCCAGCCCAGCAUCCCAGAAAAGACAUCAGCUCUUCCAGCAGAGACCAGAAAGGAGGAUCCCUCCAGAAGUGCCAGCGUCCUGGCUUCUGCAUCCUUAUUCCCGGGAGAGCAGGAGACACCAGGRCCUGUCACGCUCACUCAGGACCCACUGGGAGAAGGUUGGAGAAGGGCAGAAGAGAGACCACAGCAGUUGGGGAUGUUACCCUGGAAGAAGGAGACUUCUUGGAGAGGUAGGCUCAGUCCAAAGCCUGAGCACAUCCUUGCACCUCCACAGGCUACUGUUCCCCGGACACAUGUGCCAGCAACAGCACAGCUGCAGGGGAAGGGGCCGGGGGCUCCUGCAGUCCAGCUCCCUGAGGACACGAUGGGCUGUCAGGCAGCGCUGCUCAGUGCCCAGGCCCGCGUAGCAGAGCUGGAGAGCCAGGUCCGGGCACUGGAACUGGAGCGGAUGCAGCAGAAACUGUUGCUGGAGAGUCUCCAGCAGCGACACCAGGAGGACUUGGAUCUCCUUGAGAGCGCACACAAGAGCCGGGUGAAGGUGGUGGAGGAGACGUGCGGGCAGCAGGCAGAGCGGCUGCGGCAGGAGAAGGAGCAGCUGGCGGCGCAGCUGGCGGCGCAGAGCCAGGCGGCGGAGCGGGCGCGGGCAGAGCUGCUGGCGCGGCACCAGCAGCAGCUGCUGGCCCUGGAGCAGCAGAGCGCRCAGGAGCUGCAGCGCCUGCGGGAGCUGCAGAGGACAUCCAUCCAGGAGAUGCGCAAAGACCAUGAGGAGCAGCUCCAGCGGCUGAAGAGGCUGAAGGAUCAGGAGAUUGACGCAGUGACCAGUGCCACUUCGCACACCAGGUCUCUGAACGGUGUCAUCGAGCAGAUGGAGAAGUUUUCCAGCGACCUGCACGACCUCUCACACCGUGUGGAGGCCACGCACCACAGCACCUCCCAGGAGCUGGCCAUGGGGGCCCAGCAGCGCGACAGGCAACUCAAGGUGCUCCAGGACAGGCUGCUGCAGCAGCAGAGGGACAUGGAGGACGAGCGAGGCCGACUCCAGGAGGUUAUUGCUAAAAUGGAGGCGAGGCUGGGCGAGCAGACUCGGUUGCUGGAGCAGGAGAGGUGGAGGGCAACAGCCGAGCAGUCCAAGGUGGAAUCGCUGCAGCGCUCACUGGAAGAGCAGCGGAGAGUCAUGACCCAGCAGCUCUCCAUGGAGCGGACAGAGAUGGAGAGAGCCAAGAGCGCGUUGCUGGAGGAGCAGAAGUCGGUGAUGCAGAAGUGCUCGGAGGAACGCCGCAAGCUGGCGGCCGAGUGGGCCGAGUUCCACACGCAGCAGCAGCUGAGCAAGGAGCGGCUGGAGCGCGACAUGGACCUGGCCCUGCAGCGGGACUCCCAGAGAGAGGGCACCAUCCUGAGCCUCGCCAAGGAGCAGGCAGAGCUGAAGAUCCGGGCCGGUGGGUUGAAGGUCAAGGAGGAGCAGCUGGCGAGGGACAGGGAGCUGCUGGAGCAGGCCUGGCAGGAGCUGCGGCUGGAGAAGGAGAAGGUGAAUCGGGCUGCGCUGCGCGUCCGGCAGCGGGUGGAGGAGAUCGACACCAUGAGCAAGCUCUCGGCCCAGAAGUGCGAGGAAGGGGAGCAAGCGCUGCGGGAGGCCCGCAGGGUAGAGUCUGAGCACCAGGCUCGACUGCAGCUCCUGCAGCAGCAGCUGGAGCAGCUGAAGCAGCAGGAGCAGCGUCUGCACCAGGAGCGGCUGAGCAUGGCUCUGCAGAGGAGCCAGCUGCAGCAGCUUCGCGAGGAGCUGCCCAACAACCCCACGCUGCUGCUGGCCACGGCCCAGGACGUCAGUGUCCCUGCCACGGGCCUCUCCAGCACACUGUGCUUUCCAGCUCCCAUCACAGCGUUCCCUAGGUGCAGCCCAGGUGCUAGCAGGGACAGCCUGAGCAGGGCAGGCCCGUCGGAGCUCCACGCCAAGCUGCUGCUGCUGAAGCACAGGGCUCAACAGGAUCGUGAUUUCUUGGAAGACGAGCAGUUCUUCCUGGAGACCCUGAAGAAGGCGUCCUACAACACUUCAUCUCUGCUGGCCUGAGAGGAAGUCRUCCCCACACCCUCCCCGAGGGACCUGCUGCUGUGCCAUACUAGU
Nothoprocta perdicaria is the source of this 3568-nucleotide messenger RNA. RefSeq names its product Fas binding factor 1 (gene FBF1). Gene Ontology annotation, biological process: cilium assembly; establishment of epithelial cell polarity. The record is from RefSeq and is a predicted model, not a curated record. NCBI's taxonomy places the organism in Eukaryota, Metazoa, Chordata, Aves, Tinamiformes, Tinamidae. Gene Ontology annotation, cellular component: centriole; ciliary basal body; ciliary transition fiber. The transcript has 29 exons. The coding region runs from base 44 to 3514 and encodes 1156 amino acids.